Messenger RNA from Condylostylus longicornis, 1512 nucleotides. RefSeq names its product 3,4-dihydroxyphenylacetaldehyde synthase 2-like. The coding region runs from base 1 to 1512 and encodes 503 amino acids. The record is from RefSeq and is a predicted model, not a curated record. Gene Ontology annotation, molecular function: pyridoxal phosphate binding; aromatic-L-amino-acid decarboxylase activity. The transcript has 5 exons. Gene Ontology annotation, biological process: catecholamine metabolic process; amino acid metabolic process. NCBI's taxonomy places the organism in Eukaryota, Metazoa, Arthropoda, Insecta, Diptera, Dolichopodidae.
AUGGAUUUUAAUGAUUUUCGUGAAUUUGGUAAAGCAGCCGUUGAUUUUAUAGCAGAUUAUUUGCAAAAUAUUCGAGAACGAGAUGUUUUACCAUCUGUAACUCCAGGAUUUUUGCACAAUCAAUUACCAUCUGAAAUACCAAAUAAAGCUGAAAAUUGGAAUAUAAUUUUAAAUGAUUUAGAAUCAAUUAUUGUGCCAGGUUUAACACAUUGGCAAUCACCUAACUUUCAUGCAUACUAUCCUGCAGAAACUUCAUUUGGUUCAAUUGUUGGUGAAUUGUUGUCAGCUGGUCUUGGUGUUGUCGGUUUUAAUUGGAUUUGUAGUCCGGCUUGCACUGAAUUAGAAGUAAUUGUCAUGGAUUGGUUGGCAAAAUUUUUAAAUCUUCCUGAUUAUUUUCUAAAUGAAACGAAUGGACCUGGUGGUGGAAUAAUUCAAAGUACAGCAUCAGAAUCAAUAUUUGUAGCUGUUCUCGCAGCUAGAAACAAAGCAUUAAAAUUUUUAAAAUUAAAAUAUCCCAAUAUUGAUUCGAAUGCAGAAUUAUAUGGUAAAAUGAUUAUAUAUUCAAGUGAACAAAGUAAUAGUUGUAUUGAAAAAGCUGGUCUCUUAAGUGGUAUACCAGUGAAAUUAUUAAAAACCGAUGAAAUGUUAUCUUUACGUGGUGACACAUUAAAAGAACAAAUUAAUAAUGAUUUAAAAAAUGGUUUACAUCCAAUCAUAUGUAUUGCAACAAUUGGUACAACAGCAACAUGUGCACAUGAUACUUUAAUUGAAUUAGGUCCAAUAUGUGUAGAAAAUAAUAUAUGGUUUCAUAUUGAUGCUGCAUAUGCUGGAGCUGCAUUUUGUUUGCCAGAAUAUAAACACUUGUUGAGUGGGCUCGAAUAUGCUGACUCGUUAAACUUUAAUUUACAUAAAUUUAUGCGGACAAAUUUUGAUUGCUGUGCAAUGUGGUAUAAAGAUACUAAUGAUGUUAUAAAUAGUUUUAAUGUUGAUAGAAUUUACUUACGUAACAAAUAUGAAAAUCAAACAAAAUGGGCACCAGAAUAUCGAAAUUGGGAAAUUCCAUUAGGUAGACGUUUUAGAGCUUUGAAAGUUUGGAUAACAUUACGUACAUUGGGUGGUGAUGGUAUUCGUGAAUUUAUAAGAAAUCAUAUUCAUUUGGCAAAAAUAUUUGAAAAAUUUAUUGAAAAUGAUUCAAGAUUUGAAACAAUUACAAAGAGCAGUUUAGGUUUAGUCUGUUUUAAAAUAAAAGGUUCAAAUGAAUUGACAAAACGUUUACUUGAAAAUUUACAAGAACGUAAAAAAAUUUAUUUGAUUGAAGCAAAAGUUAAUGAUAAAUAUUUCUUAAGAUUUUCAAUUUGUGGCUUUGAACCAAAUGAAUCAGAUAUUGCAUAUGCUUGGGAGGAGAUUUCUGAACAAACAAGCAAAAUAUUAAAUCAUGUUGAAAAUGUUAACAAGGAUGAAGAUUUUGCAGAAAAUUUAAUAAUCGAUAAAAAAUCAGUCGCUUGGUUUUAA